UCCCACUGCGCGACUCAGCAAGGCAAACAGCCCCACACUCAACAUUUCCUACUCCCCUGUCUUCGCCAGCAAGCUCUUCAGCCAACCCAGUCUAACUCUUCCUCAGAACCAUUCCUUGCAACAUCAAAGAGCAAUUUCUUUUAGAAGUUCUGUCUGACGAGCCCUGCACUCAAAGACGUUGCGCAGCCAAGAAAAACCGCGUAGCGAGAGAAAUCGCGCCAGCCAGCAAGACAUCAUGGCUCCCCGCGCUCCGCUCACCGUGCGCGCGGUCCUCUCGCUCCUCGCGGCGACUCUCGCCAUCUUCGCCGCGCUGCUCCCGUCCGCGCACUCGCGCGGAAUGUCUUCCUCGUUCUACGACGCCGCGUCAGCCGACGCCGAAGCCCGCGGAUUGCGGAUGGGGCUGCAGCUCGACACUCCUCGUACCCCCCUCCACGUCGUCUUCCACGGCACGUGGGACUCUGCUGACGUGGACCGCGUGCGGGAAUACGUCAGCGCGCUGCCACCACGUGCCUUCGAGUCGCAGACUCAGCUGGGAUCCGUCGCCGUUGAUCUCAACCGCUACGCCCUCGGCGCCACGGAAGCCAUUCAGCACCAGAUCGACAUCGGCGCGCUUCCAUUUGACCGCGCCGCGCUCUACCUGCUGGUCACCAGCGCUGACGUGGCAGUAACCAUCGACGGCAAGAGCUUCUGCGCCGACUACUGCAGCAAGCACGCAUGGGUGCCGCUGCGCAGCCCUGAGAGUGACGUCAGCCAAAUGAAGGUCGUGCACGUGGGUGACGUGGCUGCGCGCUGCCCCGAGACAUGCACCUUCCGCAUCGUUGAGGCCCCCCGAUCCUCUGGCCUCCGCCACCUGCUUCGGCACCUACACUCGGCAAUCCCAGAGGCUCUUGCCGGCCUCACCCCCGAGCCUGCAUUCCGGUACCCCGAACGUCCGGCUUCCGUCCCGCCCACCGCUGCCGAGCCUGCUCCUUCCAGCGCGCCGAGCCUUGGGGUCGAGAGCCAACAGACGGAGCAGGGGGCUGCGAUCAAGACCUGUGCGGCUUACCCCUCAGAGUCCCUUGUGCUCGCUGCCGUCUCAUAUGGAAGCAACUCCACCAGCGGCAACUCCACAGGUGUUUCUUCAGGUGCCCAGGCAGGUACCCUACCCACAUGCGCAGCUGUGGGCUCCCUGGCCGUGCCUCCUACAGUUGCCGCCUGGGCCAAGUGAAUUUCAAGAUACACGAAUAAGUAACAGUGUUACACGUGUUGCAACUCCGCUAUGUAAAUAUAUGCGGAUGCCGUUACUGGGUUGAGUAAGUAGGGACGGGUUGAGUUGAGAGCAGCACAGGGAAUGCAGGUGCAUGCACCGCAAGGUGUCUGGUGGCACUGAUGCUGCCAUUUUUUGCCGUCUUUAUGCAAAUCCUAGGAAAAAUAUAGCCUUUGAUUUGAAGCUGCGCCAGCUAUUGUGAUGCUCAUACAGUAAUGAACAAAAGUGUUGAUG
Molecule: messenger RNA, 1480 nt
Organism: Closterium sp. NIES-67
Lineage: Eukaryota; Viridiplantae; Streptophyta; Zygnematophyceae; Desmidiales; Closteriaceae
Source: the annotation of a GenBank genome assembly